AUCUGCACUUCUGUCAGAUGCGCAGAUUGGCGUACCGAGAUGUCGAUUUCCGCUAUGAGGACUUUGAUGGAGUUUCUUUUUCAGUCAAACUAAAAAGGGAAAACAUGUCCGAAGUAAGAAAAUUCACAAAAAGGUUGAGUAAACCCGGAACGGCUGCGGAGCUCAGACAAAGUGUGUCGGAGGCGGUGAGGACUUCGAUAAUUGUGGAGCAGCCGAAGAUCAUCGAGCCGCUGGACUAUGAGAAUGUGGUGUUUCAGAGGAAAGCUCAGAUCCACAGUGAUCCACAGAGAGACCUGCUGGUGUGGCCAGCUGAUGAUGUUUCAGAAGCACAGAUUCAACGUCAAAGGAGAACUAUUGUUCAUUCAGUUCCUCAAAAUGCUGAGAACGAGGCAAAAAGCCUGUUUGCCAAACAGUGCAUUAAGAUGUACAACACCAACUGGCAUGUCAUCAACUAUAAUUACGAGGCCUUCUCUGGAGACUUCCGGUCGCUGCCCUGUAAAGGCACGAAGACGGAAAAGCUUCCCAACCAAGUGUUUGAGGUGGAUGAGGGCGAGGAGGAUUCAUCAUCUCUUUGCUCUCAGAGAGGAGGUGUAAUGAAGCAGGGCUGGCUGCAGAAGGCCAGCAGCAACAACAGCAGUCUGUCGGUCUCCAUGAAGGUGUUCAAGAAGAGGUAUUUCUACCUGUCUCAGCUCCCUGAUGGCUCCUACAUACUGAAUUCAUACAAAGAUGAGAAAAACUACAAGGAAUCAAAAGGCUCCAUCUAUCUGGACUCUUGUAUAGAUGUAGUUCCGGUUCCUAAGAUGAAGCGCAACAGCUUUGAGCUGAAGAUGGAGGACCGUUACAGUCACUAUCUGGUGGCAGACAGCGAGGCUGAGAUGGAGGAGUGGGUGAACACGCUGAAACAGGCUUUACUGAGCGCGAUGGAUGACAGGAGGAACGGAGCAGAACCUUCCGAAGGUUCUCUGGAUGACGACAGCAGUAGCCAGGGGAGACCAGAGAACAUUGCUGAGAGCUUUGGCCGGAGUCUUCAUCCAGAGCUAAUGAAGUAUGGCAGAGAAACUGACCAGCUGAAUAAAAUGAGCAGGAAUGAAGGUCGACAGAAGAUCUUCACCCUGGAUCCUGAGACACAGAGAUUAGAUUUCUCAGGCAUCGAGCCUGACGUGAAGCCAUUUGAAGAGCGAUUUGGCCGAAGAAUCAUGGUUAGCUGUCACGACCUGACUUUUAGCCUGCAAGGAUGUGUCAGUGAGAAGGAUGAUGGCAUCCUAACCAAUGUAGAGCCAUUCUUCAUCAGCUUAGCGCUGUUUGAUCUGUCCAAAGGCUGUAAGAUCUCUGCAGACUUUCAUGUUGACCUCAAUCCACCCUGUGUGAGGGAAAUGCUUCAAGAAGGCUCCUCUGGGACGCCAAAAGAACCAGAAGGAGGAGAUGGAAAUGAAGCAGUCAGGGUAAACGGUCACGGUCUGCCGGUUCUCCAGAGGGUCGCAGAGUCUCUUAUUCGCUUCCCCACUCAGGGUAUUUUCUCCGUUACCAACCCCCACACAGACAUCUUCCUGCUGGCCCGGGUGGAAAAGGUCUUACAGAAUGGCAUCACCCAUUGCACGGAGCCCUACAUCAAGACCUCUGACAUCAGCAAGACAGUACCGAAAGUCCUGAAGACUGCCAAGCAGACGUGCCAACGGCUGGGGCAAUACCGGAUGCCCUUCGCUUGGGCUGCCAAACAGGUGUUCAAAGAUUCCCAGGGCAGUUUAGACAUUGCGGGGAAGUUCUCUCCACUCUACCGCCAAGACAGUAGCAAGAUAUCCACUGAAGACCUCAUCAAACUGCUGACAGAUCUCAAAAAACCAGAGAAGAAUAAACUGCAGAUAAUCCCUGGACAAAUUAACAUCACUGUUGAGUGUGUGCCUCCAGACUUGUCAAACUCGGUCACAUCCUCUUAUAUUCCCGUGAAGCCGUUUGAGGAGCAGUGUGAGAGGGUGUCCGUGGAAGUGGAGGAGUUUGUCCCAGAAGAGGCCAGAUACAAUCAUCCAUUCACCAUCUACAAGAACCAUCUCUAUGUCUAUCCUCAGCAGCUCAAAUACGACAAUCAGAAGACGUUUGCCAAGGCUCGAAACAUUGCAGUUUGUGUUCAGUUCAAGGAUUCUGAUGAUGAAGGAGCCGCCCCAUUGAAGUGCAUCUAUGGCAAGCCAGGGGGUCCAGUUUUCACCACCAGUGCUUUUGCUGCAGUUUUGCAUCAUAACCAGAGUCCAGAGUUUUAUGACGAGAUUAAAAUCGAGCUUCCAGUUCACGUCCAUGAGAAGCAUCACCUUCUGUUUACUUUUUACCACAUAAGUUGUGAGGCCGGCAACAAAACUACCACCAAGAAACGGGACGGAGUGGAAACACUGGUGGGUUAUUCCUGGACUCCUUUAUUGAAGGAUGGCAGAAUACACUCCUCCGAACUACAGCUCCCUGUGUCUGCCAAUCUACCAGCUGGUUACAUGUAUGACAAAAGCCAAGACUCAAAAAAGUCUUCCCCAGACAUCAAAUGGGUGGAGAAUGCCAAACCAUUAUUUAAAGUCCGAGCGUAUGUAGCAUCAACAAUUUACACUCAGGAUUUGCACCUCCACAAUUUCUUCCAGUAUUGCCAGCUGAUGAGGUCAACAUCUCAGGGCAGUCCCGCUGAACUCAUCAAAUACCUAAAGUGCCUGCAUGCAGUCGAGACUCCGGUCAUCAUCAAGUUUCUGCCUACGGUGUUCGUUCAGCUCUUUGAAAUCCUCACGAUGCCGAGCAAGGAGGGUCUAGACAUUGCUGUCAACUCCACACGGGUAAUCAUUCACAUGGUGUCUCAGUGUCAUGAGGCCGAGCUGGAGAACUACUUGCGCUCAUUUCUGAAGUAUGUGUUUCGGAUCAACAAUGCAACUUCGGAAAACUCGACACAUGAAGUUCUGGCUACAGCAGUGACGGUCAUCCUCAAACAAACGGCAGACUCCAACACCUGCAACAAACUCCUCAAGUAUUCCUGGUUCUUCUUUGAGACCAUCGCAAAGUCAAUGGCACAGUACCUCCAGGAUGGUAACAGAAUGAAAAUGCCGCGAGCCCAGAGGUUUCCAGAAUCAUUCCACCAAGCACUGCAGUCUCUGCUGUUGUCAAUCAUGCCUCACAUUACAAUGUCCUACGAGAAGUUCCCAGAGGAGGCCCGCUGCAUCAACUUUAGCCUGGCCUGUUUCAUCAAGCGCUGCCUUACGUUCAUGAACCGAGGAUUUGCUUUCAGUUUGAUAAAUGACUACAUGUGUGGCUUCGGCCUGAAAGAUCCAAAGGCACUUACAGAGAUGAAGUUUGAUUUCCUUAUGACGGUGUGCAACCACGAGCACUACAUUCCUCUAAACCUGCCCAUGGCUUUUGGCCGAACCAAGUUGCAGCGAGUUCAAGAUUUAAUUUCGUAUGCGGUGGAGCGUUUUGGUGUCGUAGAUCAGAGUUUGGAGUACAGCCUGACAGAGGAUUAUUGCAAAAAUCAUUUCCUGGUGGGUCUGCUGCUGCGAGAGGUGGCCGAUGGACUCCAGGGCUGCCCAGAGAUCAGACAACUGGCUGUGGCUGCACUCAAGAACCUCAUGAUCAAACAUGCCAUGGACGACAGAUACAAUGCUUCUAAGAACCAGCAAGCCCGCAUUUGUCUGCUGUACCUGCCUCUCAUUGAGCUACUGUACCAAAACCUGAGCCACAUGAACAGCCCGGGGCAACUCUGCAGAAAUGACCUCGGCCUCAUGUACCGGGACGAUUUGUCAGUGGACAGCCGCAGAAGCAGCACAAUCAUUGAUAAGGAGCCUACCGGUGUCAUUACCCAGAAUGGACAUGUUAGGAAAGGGGAGUCCAGAAGCUCCAUGUAUGGAGAUCCUGGCACUUCAGACGUCAAUGAGUUACACAGGCGCAGUUCCACUAUGAGCAAUGUACCCACCACUGGCCGUUUGGGGCAGUAUGAGAUCAGAGGGCUGCUUCUGUGUUUCCUACAUAUUGUAAGAACUUUGUCAGAUGACACUCUGAUGGGCUACUGGUCUAAAGUGAAUCCACAAGACAUCAUGAACUUCCUCAGUCUGCUUGAGAUCUGCAUAGUCCAGUUCCGUUAUGUGGGCAAGCGAAACAUCAGCCGAAGCCUGGAGCCCUGGGUGUCAAAGCUCUUCUCAUCUGACAGGAAGUCUCAGACCAUGCCAGUGCUGCGAGGUCGAGGAAGCCUAAUGCAAGCAAAGCUGCAGCAGUUCAGCACUAUGGACACCUCAUUAACCCUGAACAUGGCUGGAGGUCCUACAGAAGCCGAGACAAACCAUCAGUCUUUGCUUGAGGGGAAUAUGUCGACGGAGGUCUGCCUCACUGUGCUGGAUGUCCUCUCACUCUUCACUCAGAGCUUCAAGAAUCAACUGCUGGACAGUGAUGGUCACAAUCCUCUGAUGACGAAGGUCUUCAACACGUACCUCACUUUAUUAAAAGUUGGACCAUCAGAAACGGCAAUCAAACACAUCUUUGCCUCUCUGCGAGCCUUUAUCAUCAAGUUCCAGGUUCCCCUUUUUAAAGGCCGUAUAACUCUGUGUGGUUCGCUGUGUUAUGAAGUCUUGAAGUGCUGUAUGUCUAAACUGAGCGUCCUACGAGGGGAAGCGUCUGCCCUUCUUUACUUGCUCAUGAGGAACAAUUUUGAGUACACCAAGAGGAAAAGCUUCCUGCGCAUGCACUUACAGAUCAUCAUCACUGUGAGCCAGCUAAUCGCUGAUGUGGCGCUAACAGGCAGCUCACGUUUCCAGGAGUCUCUGUCCAUCAUCAACAACUUUGCCAUCAGUGAUAAAGUCAUGAAGACCACGACGUUUCCAUCUGAAGUGAAGGGUCUGACGAUGAGAAUCCGUACGGUUUUGAUGGCCACUGCCCAGAUGCGUGAGCACAAAAAAGACCCAGAAAUGCUGCUCGACCUUCAGUACAGUCUCGCCCGGUCGUACGCCAGCACUCCAGAACUCAGGCGGACAUGGCUGGACAGCAUGGCACGAGCACACAGCAAGAACGGAGACUUUUCGGAGGCUGCUAUGUGUAACGUUCAUGUUGCUGCAUUGGUGGCUGAGUAUUUGCACAGGAAAAAUCUGUUCCCAAGUGGACUGGCAGCUUUUAAGAAAAUCACCCAGAACAUCGACGAAGAAGGAGCGAUGAAAGAAGACGCAGGGAUGCAAGAUGUUUACUACACUGAGGACGUCCUGGUUGAGCAGUUGGAGGUGUGUGUGGAGGGCCUAUGGAAAGCCGAGAGGUUUGAGCUCAUCACACACAUUGCGAGACUCAUCAUUCCCAUUUACGAGAAACGGCAUGAGUUUGAGAAACUGAGGCGAUUGUAUGACACACUGCAGCGAGCUUAUGCGAAGAUAUUAGAGGUGAUGCAGUCUGGCCGGCGUCUGCUGGGAACUUACUUUAGAGUCGCCUUUUAUGGACAGAGCUUCUUUGAAGAAGAGGAUGGGAAAGAAUACAUCUACAAAGAGCCAAAGCUAACAGGCCUGCCUGAAAUUUCCCUUCGCCUGACAAGUCUCUACGGAGAAAAGUUUGGAGCAGAGAAUGUCAAAAUCAUCCAAGACUCUAACAAAGUUAACCAGAAAGAUCUAGACCCAAAGUUUGCCUACAUUCAGGUCACAUAUGUCAAGCCCUACUUUGAUGAGAAAGAACUGGCAGAGAGGAAGACAGACUUUGAGAAGUGCCACAACAUCCAGCGUUUCGUCUUCGAGACUCCGUACACACUAGGAGGAAAGAAACAAGGAGCGGUUGAGGAACAGUGCAAGCGGCGAACGGUACUUACCACGGCCAGCUCAUUUCCCUAUGUAAAGAAGCGCAUCGAGGUAGUGGGAGAAAAGCACAUGGAGCUGAAACCGAUUGAUGUCGCAAUAGAUGAGAUGAAAGAGAGGAGUGCUGAACUCAUUACUCUCUGCUCUAAUCAAAAGGUUGACAUGAUCAAACUUCAACUCAAACUCCAAGGAUGUGUUAGUGUGCAGGUGAAUGCGGGUCCGAUGGCCUAUGCCCGAGCUUUCCUAGAUGAAUCUAAAUCUGGUCAGUCCAGUAAGAAAGUAAAGGAGCUCAAGGAAAUAUUCAGGCAAUUUGUCAAUGCAUGCAGUAUGGCUCUGGAGAUUAAUGAGAGACUCAUUAAGGAGGAUCAGUACGAGUAUCAUGAGGGACUUAAGACUAACUUCAAAAGCAUGGUGAAGGACCUUACUGAUAUCAUCCACGAGCCGAUCUUCCAGGAGGAUAUGAUGCCAUCCCUGCUGCAGAACUCUGUUCACGUGUUCCGUGCUAUCAGUGGAACCUCCACUGACCUGAGCUAGAACCUGAUGGUGGCUCCUGACUGUUCUGGAUUAUCAGCCCUCCUCACAACUGAAUGUACAAAUCAAGAUUCUAGGCCUUCAGCAAGCAUCUUUUCAGGCUACAAGAAUGUCUGCAUUUUCUGUGCCAUGUUUUUACUUAUUGUGUGCAGCAAGUUUGUGUACAUAUUGCUUUUACCCUUUUUACUUUUUUAAUUCACAUUCCUGGUCUUAUCAUGUUUGCAGCAUUGUUGCUUUUAGGCUCACAUCACCAAGUUGCCUUAUUUUUUAAGUUAAACAAGGACAAUAACUAUAAAGAUUACGAUAAAGAUAUCGUUCUCAGUAUUAAAGAAAAGCAGAGUCCACACCACAACUAUAACGAUAAAGGCACAGAGAAACGAUAUCGUUGGAAGCACUUUCAGAACUAUUUUUUUUCCAGCUGAUGAAUGAUACAAACAUUGACAUCCAAUCAGAAUCCAUCCUGCUGUAACGAGCUUGAAAAUCGCGAUUUGAGAAUUGAGUUGCACUUGUGAUUUGAAUAAACAAACAAGAUCGUUCGCUGGUGUGGACACUAAUAUCGUUGUCUUUAAAGUUAUAUUUAUAGUUAUCGUUCUGAGUUUAAAUGGGUCUUUACUCUCUUACCUACCUAUUUAGUCAUGCUUUUUAAAUCAGAAAUAUGACAAAGACAAUAUUAAGUCAUUAUAAUAUAAAAAGUAAAUUAUGACAUAAGCCAUUAUUUUGAGAUAAAAGUAAAAUAUGACAAUUUAUGACAUUAAAUUGAAAUUAUGACAAAUUAUAAAAUGUGUCAAAAUGUUGACAGUCCUAAUGUGAUAAAAUGUACAAUUUAUACAUACUCAUAAUUUAAAUUUUUUUAUCUCAUAAUUGUCUUAGUAUGUUCAAAUUUGACUUUUUUUGUAUAAAUAGUACAUCUUUUCAUGUCAUAUUUAUGAUUUACCAAAGAUUUUUCUUUAUGUGGUGGAAAUGGGCUUUCAUAGUCCAUAUAUCCAGUCAUCUCUAUGACCACUUUUCAUGAUCCAGUUAUCGAGGUAUAAAAAAAAUGUCUUGUAUUCUAUGAAAACGUCAAAUUUGUUACCAAUGCCAUUACAUUUUGACCCUGCAUUUUCUCUGUGAUGUACAAUCUGUUUUGUAUCUCAGCCAAACUGUCUUAUUUUAAACUGCAGGGAUGCUACUGGAAACAAAACGAGUUUUGUUGUAGAUCACUCAACACACCAAAGAUCAAAUGGACAGUUUAUAUGCCUAAUAUCUCCAUAUUAAAUAACUUUUGCAUUGACUGUUUUAUUUCCUGAAAAGUGUGAUGCUUGGUGCAAACUGCACGUUGCGUAGUUCGAAAGAAACAUGGUUUUCUGCUGCCAACUGCCAAAAAGAAGAAUUUAAACUAGCUACUAUAUGUGGUCAAAUCACACCAUCCCUCUUCCCCAUUUUCAGUUGUACAUAUAACUUUGGUGGUUACUGACUAGCUGCACGUUUGUAAGAUCGAACUAAGAUCAUUGUGCAUCAUUUUUAUCAUUCAGUGAAAUUGCAAUAUGCUGGAGUUGCAAUGCUACUAUUUAAAUAUGUAUAUGUAAAGCUUUUUAAAAAAGAAUGCAUACCCCAGACUGUAGAGAACUGACUUUGUCGUCAGGAAUGAUGUACUGCAGAAUGUAACAGCCUAUUGAUAUUCAGUUUAAGCAGACUUUUGUGAUUCCUAUUGUAAACAUUUGUUUUUUGUUGGGCUGGCCCAGCCAGUACAGUCUAUCAAGGGUUGAUUUAUGCUCAAAAAUUCUGUUGGUAGCCUACUCUUCAGACCUUGCCGCACUGAAUACUCAAAUUGCACACAGAGAGUGUGUGGAUUUAGAUAGGAAAUUGUCCAUUUGUUGUAAAUUGUGUGUGUGUGUGUGUGUGACUGAGCACAUGGAAAUGUAUGCAGUAUUGACAAAGUAGUAUUUGCAAGCAGUUAUCAUCGUAAAAAUGUCAAAAUUUUCGGGUCUAGUAAUGGAUGCUGAAUUUGCUAUAAAGAAGAUCAUGUGAGACAAGCUGCUGCUUCCCAAGAUUAGUUUCAUAAAUUCCUUCAUGUUUUGUCAGCAUAUAAUGUAUGAAUGGUUUUUUCCCCAUGUGGUCUAUAGUUCAGAAGAUAAAAUAAAUAUUUCUUUAAAAAAAAUGUUUUGAUGGUUAUUCUGAGCUUUUUUGAAGAAUACUACUUUCCCAGAACAUGUCUAUUUUCUACACACACACAAUUUGUGGGAAAAGACUUUCAAUAAACAUGUUAGAUAAAAUCUGUGACCCUUCUCUGCAAAAAAAACGUUUCAGAAUUGAUCCUUUACUCCUGUGAGAAUUUAUUGUCUUUGCAUUUGAAACAUUAAAGAUGCAUUUUUAAAA
Carassius gibelio (silver crucian carp) is the source of this 8660-nucleotide messenger RNA. RefSeq names its product dedicator of cytokinesis protein 11-like. The transcript is spliced from 54 exons. The record is from RefSeq and is a predicted model, not a curated record. NCBI's taxonomy places the organism in Eukaryota, Metazoa, Chordata, Actinopteri, Cypriniformes, Cyprinidae. The coding region runs from base 18 to 6308 and encodes 2096 amino acids. Gene Ontology annotation, biological process: positive regulation of GTPase activity; positive regulation of filopodium assembly; small GTPase-mediated signal transduction. Gene Ontology annotation, molecular function: guanyl-nucleotide exchange factor activity.